AUGGGUCGCUUUGGCGGCAACUCGACCGAUUCGCUGCUGUCAAGACCAGCAUCGACAUUCGCUACCGCUUCCCGAACACCAUGUUCACGAGCCUGCACUACGUCGAUUAAAAAGAGCACGUCCUUGCUGGAGCCCUUGUGGUGGCGCUACCCUGCCGACAAGAGGUCGUUUGCCGUCGAGAACCCGUACUUUGCGCUCAUCGUCGCAACCCGCCACGACGGCAGCACGGCUGGCUCGCUCCACCUUGAUGACUGGACCAGCGUGCGGCAGUCCGCCAUCACCCUGGCGACCUGUUCAUUUGCCAUCUGCACGCUAACUGUCGACGGCGUCUUUUGA
Messenger RNA from Tilletiaria anomala UBC 951, 336 nucleotides. RefSeq lists its product as uncharacterized. Lineage: Eukaryota; Fungi; Basidiomycota; Exobasidiomycetes; Georgefischeriales; Tilletiariaceae. The transcript has 2 exons. The coding region runs from base 1 to 336 and encodes 111 amino acids. The record is from RefSeq and is a predicted model, not a curated record.